AAAGAACCGGACCCUCUCCAAAGAGAGAAUCGUUCCUGCAACCCCGGAGACCAAUCCUCUCUCUCUCUCUCUCUCUCUCUCUCUCUCUCUCUGUUUGUUAGGGUUAGGGUUUCGGAUCCGAUGUCGACGGUAAUGGCGGCGGAUCUCGUGUCGGACGACGACCGGUCGGUGGCGGCGGACUCGUGGUCGGUGAAGAGCGACUACGGGAGCAACGUCGAGGACGAGCAGAGACACGUGGAGGCCUCUGAGAUCCUCUCCGGAGGCAAUUUCCCGCCAAGUUCAGAUUACAGUUCUGACAAGGAUGUGCCAGAUGCAAAUGAGGUUGAAGCAUCUAUGUUGGGAUUACAAAGCUACUGGGAUGCAACUUAUGCUGAAUGCCUUACAAAUAUUCAUGAACAUGGAAGUGCUAGUGAAGUUUGGUUUGGUAGCAAAGUUAUGGAUGCUACUCUGGCUUGGACGAAAGGUUUGUGCAUGAACAUAUAUCAGGGACAGAAUGCUGAUAACAGCACCAGUAGUAAAUCUGAAUUAACUGAUUCUGACAAUGGCUUGUCUAAUUUGAGUGUACUUGACAUUGGAACUGGGAACGGUCUGCUUCUGCAGGAACUUGCAAAGCAGGGGUUUUCUGAUCUGACUGGAAUUGAUUAUAGCAGAGCAGCAAUUAAACUUGCACAGGACCUUGCUGCUCGUGAUGGUUUUUCCUACAUUAAAUUUUUGGUUGAUGAUAUUCUAGAGAGUAAACUGGAUAAAAAAUACCACCUUGUCAUGGACAAGGGCACUCUAGAUUCCAUUGGGAUGCAUCCAGAUGGUCCAGCUAAAAGAAUUUCAUAUUGGGAGUCUGUAUCAAACUUGGUUGCUUCCGGCGGAACACUGGUCAUUGCAUCAUGCAACAACAUGAAGGAUGAGUUACUGCAAGAGGUGGAGACCCUAAACAGAAGAAGGAUAAGGGCUGAUGGACUACACCAAGAAGAAGGCGGAGAACCUGCUGUCUUCCAAUACCUUGAUCAUUUCGAGACAUCUCACGAUGGUGACGGAGGGUCUCAUGUGUUCCUCGUUGCCUUCGUUCGAAAGUGAGCCUUACAAGAGUUAACAUUGUACAGGAGCGUGAAUGAACUAGGUGACAGGAGCAGCCUCUUCUCUACGCUCUGGGUUGGUUGUGUUUCUUUAUGCAUUUCACCAAUUGUACCCUAAGCUUGUUGUUUAUCGGCGUUUUUUUUAUGGAUUGUGUGAUGGUUUUCUAAAGAAGCUUUUAGAAUUUUCCAGCAAUCUUCAAAGAUGCCAUUAUUUGCGGUUGAUGAGCUUGUAUUGUAUUGGUGAAUGUACUGAUGAGUGCAUCAGUUAAUCCCUAUAGCAUUAGUUUAAGAGGUUGUUUGGUA
This is a messenger RNA of Asparagus officinalis (garden asparagus), 1373 nucleotides long. Its product is annotated as protein-lysine N-methyltransferase mettl10-like. Gene Ontology annotation, biological process: peptidyl-lysine dimethylation; peptidyl-lysine monomethylation. Gene Ontology annotation, cellular component: cytoplasm. The record is from RefSeq and is a predicted model, not a curated record. Bases 121 to 1071 code for a protein of 316 amino acids. Gene Ontology annotation, molecular function: protein-lysine N-methyltransferase activity. The transcript has 7 exons. Lineage: Eukaryota; Viridiplantae; Streptophyta; Magnoliopsida; Asparagales; Asparagaceae.